This is a messenger RNA of Hippocampus comes (tiger tail seahorse), 477 nucleotides long. RefSeq names its product cadherin-4-like. Gene Ontology annotation, cellular component: plasma membrane; catenin complex; adherens junction. Lineage: Eukaryota; Metazoa; Chordata; Actinopteri; Syngnathiformes; Syngnathidae. The record is from RefSeq and is a predicted model, not a curated record. Bases 113 to 463 code for a protein of 116 amino acids. Gene Ontology annotation, molecular function: cadherin binding; beta-catenin binding; calcium ion binding. Gene Ontology annotation, biological process: calcium-dependent cell-cell adhesion; cell migration; cell morphogenesis. The transcript has 4 exons.
CUACAAUUUGCUGGGCAUCGCCAGAUUCAACGAUGGCACCGAGGCAGAGAAAAGGAUUGACAUCCGCAUAAAGGUGCUAGACGAGAAUGACAACGAGCCAAAAUUUGACGCCAUGAAGCCCGUCGACGUGUAUGAACGUAGCCCUGCGGGGACGCCGGUCACAACUGUCACAGCGACUGACGCCGAUGAACAGGGCAACCCCAACUCUCAGCUGCUCUACACCAUCGUGAAGCAGACCCCACCUCAUAACAUGUUCCGCAUGCACAACGAUGGUAACAUCUAUGUGGACAAAUCCACUCUGGAUAGAGAGACGACAGAUCAGUACUUUGUGACAGUGCAAGCUCAGGACCUCAAUGGCGACCCUGACGGCCUCACAGGAACCAGUACCUUGACCAUCAAUGUGCUGGACAUCAACGACAACCUUCCAACGCUGGAAAAAGACGAGGUACUUGCCGUUAUUUAAGAAUGAAGGAUGAU